Molecule: messenger RNA, 834 nt
Organism: Zonotrichia albicollis (white-throated sparrow)
Lineage: Eukaryota; Metazoa; Chordata; Aves; Passeriformes; Passerellidae
Source: RefSeq, a predicted model, not a curated record
AUGGCUUCCCUGGCUCAGACCCUGACACUGUUGGCAAUGGCUGUGGUCAUCACAGCCGACGAGGUGAAGCACUUGGACAUGGCCCCAGACUCCUUCGAUGACCAGUACAGGGGCUGUGGCCCUGCCAUGAAGGCGGCAUUGCCGGCCCUGAACUGCACUGAGUUCCACCUGAACCAUCUGUUUGCCCAGAUCUGGGCCAAGGCUGCGGCUAAUUGGUGGAGUCGGGGAUCCCCUAUGACCUGGCUGACUCCAGACCAGGCUACCGCCAUUAUGGCCUUCACAAUGGAUGACCUGGACAGAAUCUUCAAUGAUGCUGUGCAUGUGGCUGGGCGCUCCACACAGCAAUACCGGGACAAUUUUCACUUCAAGACACUGCAUUUCCUGCUGAUUGAUGCCAUUGCAACACUGAGGGGCUCCUUGCCUUGGGACUGUUAUGACAUGUUCCAGCAGGUGUGUGGGGUCCGGUUUGAGGCACAGCGUGGCGACACCAUCCGGUUUGGUCAAUUCAUGGGAAUGCUGGUGAGAAAACCGACUGCAGAGUGCUCUGGGAAGGAGACGGUGUUCCAUGUGCACACGUGUCAGGGCGUGGACAUCAGCUUUUUCUCUGUACAUCCAUCAAAAGACUGGGCGCUGAUCCCACCCUUUGAGACCUUCGAGGUCACAGAAGUCACCCGGGUAGGGGACAAGGCAGAGAUCCACCUGCGCUCCACUGGGACUUUCAGCAAAUACAACUGCGAGUUGCUGCAAGGUGGAAGCGUCCCCAGGUCCAUCUUCCACCUCAGAGGACUUCUCCUGGCCACCACAGCCCUGGUGGUGGCCACUGGGAUCCUCUGA